Beta vulgaris subsp. vulgaris (sugar beet) is the source of this 1265-nucleotide messenger RNA. RefSeq names its product RING-H2 finger protein ATL11. The transcript has a single exon. The record is from RefSeq and is a predicted model, not a curated record. The coding region runs from base 34 to 963 and encodes 309 amino acids. Lineage: Eukaryota; Viridiplantae; Streptophyta; Magnoliopsida; Caryophyllales; Amaranthaceae.
UUAUCUCAACUCAAAUGCCGUUGACUAUCCAUCAUGGCAAAAACGUUCAUCAUACUUAUCCUCCUUCCACUCCUAAGUCAACUCGUUCGAGCCCAGCCAAGUGUGCCUGGGCUCGAACCAGACUCACCGGGUGGCGCAAGCUUUAGCCGGCCUAAGGACGUUAUUAUCAUCGCGGUAAUCUCCGCCCUCUUGUUUGUAGGCUUUUAUUUCAUCUAUCUAUGUUACUGCCUCGAUGACCACUCCAUUGGUAUCGGCAGGUGGAGUAGUUGGAAUGCCUGGCGACCUUGGAAUAUGGCAGGUUCAUUCGGACAUUCACGUCAUAAGGCCUCGAAUGGACUCGAUUUCGACCUCGUCAAGAGCUUACCGACUUUUGAAUAUGGUACCAUUAAGCCCGCAUUGAUCAACAAAGGCGCGUUAGAGUGUGCAGUUUGCUUAACGGAAUUCAAUGACAAAGAUAUACUACGUUCGAUACCCAAGUGUAACCAUGUUUUUCACGCUGAUUGCGUUGAUAAUUGGCUCGUUGGCUACGCUACUUGCCCUAUAUGUAGAUUACAUCUCACAGACGCAGAUAUUUUGGAUCAGAAUCUUACAACACUACAUUAUGACGAUACAAUUGUAGAUUUUGGAGAUGACAAAGUGGAGAUUAUGAGGUUUAGCCGUAAGAUGAGGAACUUGUCGAUGACCGAACCGCCAAGAUUGAUGGGGAUGCUAUCGAGGUCGUUAUCGACGGGAAAUUUGGCGGCGAGGCAGUCGGGAAAUAUGGAAAGAUUUGGAAUAGAUGAUAAGGAUGAUAGAAGAGGAAAGUCUGAUAGUUGGGUUUACAGUUUGUCUCCAAUUGAGGCUGUUACUACUAGGAGUACGAGUCGAGAGGGUUCUACUCCCGCUACUCCUACGACAACUUCAAGCGAAGAGGGCUCUUCCCUUGCUGUUGUUCCUGUUGAACCGACUCAAUUGCCCGUUUGAGUUUUCGAAUUUUGACUUGUAAAUAUUGUAUGAUUUAAAUGAAAUUGAUUUAUCCUUCUUCUUUCUUCUUUCUUCUUUUAUUAUAAAUUUUUAUCUAUUUAUAUUGAGGAACUCUUUCUUCUUAAUUCAUUUUUGUAUCCCAGACUUUCACUUGUAUUUGUACUGGAUUUGCUACAUUAUUGUUGUACAAAAAUUAUUAAAAGAGACGGUCUAAUUUUAAUAUAAAAGUAGACCUAGUCACUAAAUGGAUUAAACUAGUGACCAAAAGAAAUUAACCUAGUUACUAUUGGGCUUAUUCUAUU